UCCUAAUGAAAAAUAUAAAGUGGAUAAUUUAAAUGAUAAAUUUUUAAAAUGGGUUGUUAUUAACCAACAAUCAUUUUUAUUAUCUGAAAAUGCAGAAUUUAUUAAAUUUCUGCAAGAACUUGACCCCCGUUACCAUCUCUCUGUCGCCAAUGCUCUCAACUUGG
Dentiscutata erythropus is the source of this 164-nucleotide messenger RNA. The record is from the annotation of a GenBank genome assembly. Lineage: Eukaryota; Fungi; Glomeromycota; Glomeromycetes; Diversisporales; Gigasporaceae.